Molecule: messenger RNA, 4144 nt
Organism: Mytilinidion resinicola
Lineage: Eukaryota; Fungi; Ascomycota; Dothideomycetes; Mytilinidiales; Mytilinidiaceae
Product: P-loop containing nucleoside triphosphate hydrolase protein
Exons: 11
Coding region: 101-3817 (1238 amino acids)
Molecular function (GO): ATP binding; ATP hydrolysis activity
Source: RefSeq, a predicted model, not a curated record
CCGCUUCGCCAAAUCCAAAAUUAUCCACGGCUGCCAGUGCCCAGCCUUAGGUACGCGACCGUACCUCCUAGCACGACCAGACACCACGCACCUGCACAUCAUGGAGGCUGAAAUCAGGGCCCAAAUCCCUAACAUCGACCCCAUCCUGUCAGACUAUUCCGUCGGCUAUCUGACCCAUGCCUCCAACUCCUUCCUCUCUGAUGCCGACCCCAACGCGCCCUCGCCACUAGCUGAGGCCGCCUCCACCAUUUCCGCCAUCCUACUGUCCGCAUCCGGCGAUCUGUCCAAGGAGAAUGAAGUGACCAUCCAGGGCCUGGUGGACAAGUUCGUCUCGCGCCUAAGUGCCACCAAUGGCGCCAACGGCGAGAAGAGGCAGAUGGCCCCCUCGGCGAAGAGGCUUGACCAGGCCAUCCACGUGGGCUCCUCGCGCAACAUCUCCUCCACGCUGGGCCUGACCGGCGGCGGCGUGGACCUCGAGUCUGCCAAUGCCAAAAAGGUCGAGUCGAGGGUCGACCGCAAGAAGCUGGAGAAGGCCGAGCGGAAGAUCCGCGCCAAGCAGGACAAGAAGGAGAUGAAAAAUGUCGAAUAUGAGGCAUCCCGCCUGCUCAACGUCCCCGACGAGACCCAGUCCUACGAGGAGUUCUUCAUGCUGGUCAACCCGCUGCAACUCGGCGCUGACUCCCAGACCAAGAGCAAGGACGUGAAGAUUGACGGCAUCGACCUCUCGAUUGGUGGUCUGCGAAUUUUGAAUGACACCAACCUCACUCUGGCGUAUGGCCGUAGAUACGGUCUCGUAGGUCAGAACGGUAUUGGUAAAUCUACACUGCUUCGAGCUCUCAGCCGAAGAGAAGUCGCCAUUCCCACUCACAUAUCAAUUCUGCACGUUGAACAGGAGAUCACUGGUGAUGACACCCCAGCUUUGCAAGCGGUCCUCGAUGCCGAUGUCUGGCGCAAGCAUUUGCUUAAGGAGCAGGACAAAAUCACAAGAGAGCUUUCUGAGCUUGAAGCGGAAAGAGCCACGAUUGCCGACACGGCUGUGGAAGCUUCAAAGCUGGACCAUCAACGAGAGGGUCUUGAUAUCACUCUUAGUGAUAUCCACUCCAAGCUCUCUGAGAUGGAGUCUGACAAGGCAGAGCCCCGUGCAGCAAGUAUCCUGGCUGGUCUGGGUUUCUCACCGGAGAGGCAGCAAUUCGCGACAAAGACCUUCUCGGGUGGUUGGAGAAUGAGACUGGCAUUAGCCAGAGCCCUUUUCUGCGAGCCCGAUCUACUGUUGCUUGACGAACCGUCCAACAUGUUGGACGUCCCCUCUAUCACUUUCUUGUCCAACUACCUGCAAACUUACCCCAGCACUGUUCUUGUAGUAUCUCACGACCGAGCGUUCUUGAACGAAGUUGCAACUGAUAUUAUUCAUCAACACUCUGAGCGACUAGAUUACUACAAGGGCGCUAACUUUGACAUGUUUUAUGCUACCAAGGAGGAACGUCGUAAGACGGCCGUGCGAGAAUAUGAGAACCAAAUGGCUCAGCGUGCCCAUCUUCAAGCUUUCAUCGACAAGUUCCGUUACAAUGCUGCUAAGUCGUCAGAAGCCCAAUCGAGGAUCAAGAAGCUGGAGAAGAUGCCGGUAUUGGAUAAGCCAGAGAGCGAGUACACAGUGCACUUCAAAUUCCCCGAAGUCGAGAAGCUGUCCCCGCCUAUCAUUCAGAUGAGUGGUGUGACGUUUGGAUACACUCCUGGGAAUGUUCUGCUUAAGAAUGUCGAUCUCGACGUUCAACUUGACUCGCGUAUUGGGAUAGUAGGACCCAACGGUGCAGGUAAGACGACGGCGCUGAAGCUCCUUAUCGGCGCUCUGCAGCCCACCACGGGCUUGAUCUCGCAGAACCCCCGCCUCAGACUUGGCUUCUUCGCGCAGCAUCACGUCGACGCGCUCGACCUGAAUGCAAGCGCGGUCGGGUUCAUGGCGGCCAAAUUCCCGGGCAAGUCGGACGAAGAGUACCGGCGACAUCUGGGCGCGUUCGGCAUCACGGGCAUGACGGGGCUGCAGAAGAUGGAGCUGUUGUCCGGAGGACAGAAGUCACGUGUGGCCUUUGCCUGUCUUUCACUGACGAACCCGCACAUCCUCGUGCUGGACGAGCCGUCGAAUCACCUGGACAUCGAGGCGAUGGAUGCCUUGUCGGAGGCGCUGAAUGCCUUCCAAGGCGGUGUGCUGAUGGUCAGUCACGACGUGACCAUGUUGCAGAACGUGUGUACCAGUUUGUGGGUAUGUGACCACGGGACGAUCGAGCACUUCGACGGCACCGUCAAGGACUACAAGCGCCGCAUCACGGCGCAGGCGAACGAGGCGGGCGUGCCACACCCCAGCGACGGCUUGUCCGUACCCGUCACUCCUUUGAACUCUCGUCCAGCGUCCCGCGACUGCGAUUCUGCGCGCCCGCCAUACUCGGUCGAUCCUCCCACCACCGAGAACACCACGCUGACCACCGCCGGUGAAUCACCCUAUCCCCCUCCCUUCUCAUCUCUCUAUUUCCCUGCUGAGAGCGCGGCCCACGACCCCAACAAGCCCUUUGUCACCAGCGGCGCCAGCGAGUCUCUCCCGGCCUUUACUCCUGCUCCACCCUUCACCGAGUCGUCGUCCUCAGCUGCGGCUGCUGCUGUCAAAGCUGCGCUUCCCCGCGACACCAAGGAUAGUUCCAGCAGCCGGGACCUCGACGACGGAGAGCCUCCCCCACCCUACAGCGAAGGGUCAAGUCCACUCGACUCGUUCACAUACGUGAUGGCAUCCACAGGCGGCCCCGCGAGUAUCAUAACUCAGGUGUCGCAAGGCGGCGGACCGCCAAUAAAUACACUAGGAGGUGGAUCCGACGAGAACAUCACCUUAGAACUACGUGGAACGCGGUUCACGCUCUCUCGGGAUGAACUCCUAACCCUCCCCGAAUUCGUGCUUCUCUCACUCUUCCCGAACGGCCUUUUACCAGAUGGGCACAUGAACUCAUAUCACGAUGGUGAUGUGUACCCCGUAGAUGUUGGUACUUCCGAUUCUUGUCCCGAUCCUACUCCUCCCCAAGCUCGCUCCAACUCCAUCCAAAUGAUCCUCAAGCACCUCUCCAAUCCCGUAUUAUAUCUAUCUGACAACAUAUACUCUUCCCAGUACGACCCAAACUCGCUGCAAUACAUGCUCGAGUUCUUUCGACAUGUUGCACAAACCAUCCCCACCUCACCCCCUUCCCCCUCCACCCUCGCCGGCACUACGCUCGGUGGCUCGGAAAACCACGCUGAAGCAGUCCCUAUCGAGCCUAUGCAUGGCUCGGCACGCGACAUGCUUCAAGAUCGCGCCGGCAUCAUUGUAUUGCGGGAAGAUCUGGACUUUUACGCGAUUCCACCACGACGAGACAUCGAGCAGACGGAGAUGAUUGAAGUCAAGCGUGCGGCUGGCAAGGCAUUGCUGAAGCAGGACGGCAUCUUCUCUGGGCUUCGGAAGAGCGAGGAGCCGGGAACGACAGAGCAACAUCUUAUCGAGAUGUUGACUGCUGGCGGCUUCAACCACGACGACAGAUGGGGCCACCGGGCCGGCGAGCCCAACAAGGCCGUCAUCUGCAGCAUCGCGCUCGCGCGUCUCCGGACCGACAUCAAGGGGAACGACCUGGCUAACAGCAACGCCGUCGGCAUGGCGCAGAAGCUGCUCCUCUUCUGGCGGAAGCCCGCGCGGCGAUGCUGGUGGGAGGGCGUUGAGCUGAACGACGUCGAGGGCGUGGAUGGGCCGCUGAAAGUGUGGAUUCGGAGGGUCUGGACGCUGGAGAUGAGCGUCAUCGGGCUGCGCUGAUAGCCCCCCUCCUUCUGGAAAACUCCAUUUCUCUUUUCUUUUGUUGUAAAAGGGCCCUGGGGUUAUCUUUCCUAUACAGCAAAGUUUCGACCGGCCGGAGGUCGAGCUGAGGCCAGUCUAUAUCAUUUUUCUCUCUGGUCCCUUGGUUCUACAUGUUUCUAGUGUUUAUUGUCAUUCUACCUUGCUAGCCUGCCUGCCUACCUACUCUACCUGGUUCUUGGUACAUCGACUUCUAAAUUGGGUGUUUUUUUCUGGGUCCCCUUGUUCUUGGGUUGCACUAAAAGGUGGGGAGCUGGCUGUUGUUUUUUGCGUGGAUUCAGUCGUUCG